Messenger RNA from Nicotiana attenuata, 2190 nucleotides. RefSeq names its product hexokinase-2, chloroplastic. The record is from RefSeq and is a predicted model, not a curated record. Bases 300 to 1784 code for a protein of 494 amino acids. Gene Ontology annotation, molecular function: D-glucose binding; ATP binding; mannokinase activity. Gene Ontology annotation, biological process: glucose 6-phosphate metabolic process; glycolytic process; intracellular glucose homeostasis. The transcript has 9 exons. NCBI's taxonomy places the organism in Eukaryota, Viridiplantae, Streptophyta, Magnoliopsida, Solanales, Solanaceae. Gene Ontology annotation, cellular component: cytosol; mitochondrion.
GUGGAUUGCUACAUUAGUACAGCAACUAUGGAAGUAACGAACAGUUAGGUACUUAGCUAACAUACCUUCUAACGCAACAAUAACGGCGUACAAAAGUCGUAUAGCAAUAUUCUUCGUUUAAAUCCUUACAUAUAUUUCAUCAUUAAUUUAUUCAAAUCUAACUGUUCAAACUUACCAUCAUUAUAUAGUGUUAAAGAUUCACAACUGUAUAAACUCUCUGUUUCAACAUCACCAUUUAUUGUUCUCCUCCCUCUUCUCUUUUUCUCCGUCACACGUUCCUUUCGAUCUCACUGUUAAUUAUGUCGGUCACCGUUAGCUUGCCGGCCGGCCGAUAUUUCCAUAUUUCACGAUCACAUACUAAAAUGGUAACUAAGCCACGUGUCAUAAUGGCUGCCGUCCGAUCUAGUGCACCAAUAUUGACUAAGUUGCAGAAAGACUGUGCUACUCCACUUCCUGUUUUGUGCCACGUGGCUGAUGCCAUGGCCGUUGAUAUGCGGGCCGGACUUGCCGUCGAUGGUGGCAGUGAUCUGAAGAUGAUCCUUAGUUAUGUUGACACUUUACCAACUGGGAAUGAGAAAGGUUUGUUCUAUGCAUUGGACCUUGGUGGUACAAAUUUCCGAGUGUUAAGGGUGCAGUUAGGUGGUAAAGAAGAGCGCGUAAUCGCCACUGAGUUUGAGCAAGUCUCUAUACCUCAAGAAUUGAUGUUUGCCACCUCUGAGGAGCUGUUUGAUUUUAUAGCUUCUGAACUAGGAAAAUUUUCACAAAGUGAAGGCGGUAAGUUCGAGAUGCAACAAGGACGGACUAGGGAAAUAGGAUUCACAUUUUCUUUCCCAGUGAAGCAGACUUCAGUUAAUUCUGGCAUCCUAAUCAAGUGGACAAAGGGUUUUGCAGUCUCUGGAACUGCAGGAAAAGAUGUCGUUGCUUGUUUAAAUGAAGCCAUGGAAAGGAAGGGAUUGGGUAUGCAAGUCUCUGCCCUGGUCAAUGACACUGUAGCAACACUUGCCGGAGCGAGAUACUGGGACAAUGAUGUCAUGGUUGCCGUCAUUCUUGGGACUGGAACCAAUGCUUGCUACGUAGAACGUGUGGAUACUAUUCCUAAGCUGCCAAAAAGGAUGUCCAACUCUCCAGUAACAAUUGUGAAUACUGAAUGGGGAGCAUUUUCAAAUGGCCUUCCUUUAACUGAGUUUGACAGAGAAAUGGAUGCCGAGAGCAUUAACCCUGGUGAGCAGAUUUUUGAGAAGACAAUCUCGGGAAUGUACCUUGGAGAAAUUGUAAGACGGGUGCUGGUCAAAAUGGCCAGGGUUGGCGGCUUAUUUGGUGGCGGCUAUGUUCCAGAAAAGUUAGUCACUCCAUUUGUGCUGAGGACACCAGAUAUAUGUGCGAUGCAGCAGGAUACAUCCAGAGAUCUUGAAGCUGUUGAGUCUGUCCUCUAUGAUAUAGCUGGGGUAAAAUCUGAUCUAAAUGCAAGAAAAACAGUCGUGGACAUUUGCGAUACUAUUGCAAAACGAGGGGGGCGUCUAGCUGGUGCUGGAAUUGUUGGGAUUCUCCAGAAAAUGGAGGAGGAUUCAAAAGGCGUAAUCUUCGGUAAGAGAACAGUCGUAGCAAUGGAUGGAGGUUUAUAUGAGCACUAUCCUCAGUACAGAGAAUACCUCCAAGAAGCUGUCACAGAACUUCUUGGAUCAGAAAUUUCUAAAAAUGUAGUGAUAGAACAUUCAAAGGAUGGAUCUGGAAUUGGAGCUGCAUUAUUAGCUGCUGCUAACUCAAAGUAUGAACAUGAUUAUUAGGAAAAUGGUAAAUUUCAUGUCUAGAAAAUGCUGGUAAAGAGCAUUUGUAAUUUUUUUUUUGCAAUUUAGAAUGUACUAAGAAGGAAGGGGAGCCUUGGUGUAACUGGUAAAGUUGCCGUCAUAUGACCAGGUGGUCACGGGCUCGAGCCGUGGAAACGGCCUCUUGCAGAAAUGCAGGGUAAGACUGCAUACGAUACACCCUUGUGGUCCAGUCCUUCCCCGGACCCCGAGCAUAGCGAGAGCUUCGUGCACCGGGUUUCCCUUUUUAAUGUACUAAGAAGGAUUGAUCAUUGGAUUUCUCAUUCUUUAAGAAAAGGCUUGUUGUAUUUUAUGUCAUUCUUGUAUUCUCAUAAUGCAGCAGUGAAGUAUUUAUGUUAUAAAAGCAUAUUUAUCAGUAUUUAUAGAA